Symbiodinium natans is the source of this 4404-nucleotide messenger RNA. Lineage: Eukaryota; Dinophyceae; Suessiales; Symbiodiniaceae. The record is from the annotation of a GenBank genome assembly.
AUGUCGCAACCCCUCCCGGCAAAGGACCAGGCAGUAUUUCGAUCCAUCGUCAAGUUCUACGAAACCAAGCAGUACAAGAAAGGCCUGAAAGCGGCUGAUUCCAUUUUGAAAAAGCAUCCGGACCAUGGGGAGACUUUGUGCAUGAAGGGUCUCACCGUGAGCUAUUUAGACCGGAAAGAGGAAGCUUAUGAGCUUGUGCGCAAGGCAGGGCAGUCACGUGACAUUGGCACGACAGGCAUUCGUGCAGGCAUGAUCUCAUGUUGCUCUCACAACUUGCGGGCAAGCACCUUUCUGGCCAAGGUGUAUGGACUACUUUACCGGCAAGACCGAGACUACUUUGAGGCUGUGAAGUGCUACCGGCAGGCUCUGCGGAUCGAUCAGGAGAACCUCCAAAUUUUGAGAGAUUUAUCCUUGCUGCAGAUCCAUCGACGGGAUGUGCACGGAUUUGCCGAGACUCGCCGCAAACUGCUGCAGGUCAAGUCGUCUGCUAGAUUGAACUGGGUCGGAUAUGCCAUUGCAGAACACUUGUGUGAGAACUAUGAGCUAGCCUGGAAAUGCAUCGACAACUAUGAGAACUCGUUCAAGGAGCAGGAUACUACCGCAGCCUCCGAUUACGAGAACUCAGAGCUGCAUCUAUACAAGGCAUCCAUCAUGGAGGAAGCUGGCAAGUUCAAGGAGUCGCUGAGCUGCUUGAAAGAGAACGAGAGCAAGAUUGUUGACAAGAUCGGUUUGCUGGAGAUGCAGGGGAGGCUCUGCAUGUUCCUGUCUCUGCAUGAAGAAGCAGCUGACUACUUCAAGAGGCUUGUCAACAUCAACACCGAGCAUCAUGUCUAUGCUUUGGCAUACAUGGCCUCUCAGCCGAAGUUUAGCUCCUUUUGGCCUCCGCUGCCUGCGCCCAUCGCGCCUGGCGAGCAGAGCGACCUUUGCAACGGGAAUGCUGCCGCAGACCAAGCACUGCCGAAAAACAUCUUGUCCUUCCCAUCAACGCUGCAUCCAGAAGGUAUGCCCGUAUUUGGCUGGCUGCCGCCGAAGCAUGCGCUCAAGCCACAGCGCAGAUUGAUCAUCGGUCGGAAGCAGCACAAGCGGCGGGUGGACACCCUCGAGCCGGCCGUGCCUUUGACCGAGGAGCAAGAGGAGGAGGUAAUCCAGUUCUUCGAGGGCUUGAAAGCCGACUAUCCCAAGUCGGACUCCUUGAAAAGGCUUCCGCUCUUCUUUCUGACGGGCCAGCGGUUCAAGCGGAAGUUAGACGAGUACCUGCGAAGCAGGCUUCGAAAAGGUGUUCCGUCGCUGUUCCGAACCAUGCGCUCCUACUACUUUUCGUGCUUUCCUCAGUCGAUCGAAGAGUUGCUGCUGCAGUACGUGCGCUGUUUGAAAGAGAAGGUGUCAUGGUUCGGACCCCUCACCGGAGAGCAGGCAGAGCCGCCGCAGAUGAGCGACGAAGAGCCACCCUCAGCGCUGCUCUUCACCCUCAUGACGGUCGCUGAGCACUUCGAUUUCAUGGGCGACACCCACAAGGCAUUGGAGUACGUGAAUGAAGCGAUUGAGCACACGCCUACUCUGGUGGAGGUCUACGCAUGCAAGGCCCGCAUCUACAAGCAUGCCCGAGCCUUGGAGCAACUGCGAGUUGCCUUGGCUGCCCAUCAAUCUGUGCCUAAGAUCGUGGCGGACAUGCGUUGUGGCGAGGCCUUGCUGUUCUCCAAGGAGCCAGACUCGCAAGAGGUGAAGAUUUGGAUUGCUUUCACAUGCCUUUUCAAGCAAUUUUCAGUCGCCGUCCGUAACUACACCAUCGAAACAGCAACUGUGAGCCAAGAUGUGUUUCAUCCUGCCUUCUGCGAGAUAUCGUUAGCAUGUCUACACAGCACAGCGUCCCAACACGUGCAUCCAUGCCGGCCACAACACGGCGAAGGCACUUCGGUGGCUGUGGAUGCUGAGGAUGCCUGGAAGCUGCCACGGAUGGCAGUUUCGAUAAUGCUUCCUGGUGCGGUACCGAAGUCAUCCGGCUUCUUCCGCAGCCUCUUGCGAAGUCUGUAUUUGGCUCUUGGUAUAAUUGUCACUAUUGGCAUAUAUAGCUUUCUACAAGAAAGAAUGGUUUCACAGCCCUACGAUGGAGAGAUCUUCAAGGCUACCAUGUUCCUGGUACUGUGCAAUCGCAUCUUUUCAGUGUUGUAUUCACUUCUCAUGCUCUGGCGGGCAGGAGAAAGCUGGGGUACACAGGCUCCGCCGUGGAAGUAUGCAGCAGUGUCUUUCUCCAAUAUGCUCAGUACGUGGUGCCAAUACGAGUCCUUGCGACACGUAUCCCUAGUUCUCCAGACAAUGGCUAAGACUUUCAAGAUGCUUCCAACUAUGCUGAUGGGAGUCAUUGUGUCGAAGAAGAGGCAUUCGAUGAAGGACAUCUUGACAGUAGUCCUGAUCACUACUGGAAUCAUGAUCUUCGCGGUCGGAGGGGACAUAAAGUCGGAACAUGCUUCAGCAUCCAGUUGGUAUGGGAUCCUCCUCCUGACGGGCUUCCUGGUGUUCGACGGGUUCACAAGCACGUUCCAAGAGAAGCUUUUCACAGAGUGUAGGAUGUCCAAGUACAACCAGAUGCUGUACAUGAACCUGACUUCAGCAAGUGUUGCCGUUGCAUCCUUGUUGGUCACUGACUCUACAUGGUACUGCUUCCGAUUUCUGAAAGACCAUAAAUACUUCGCCCCUGAUGUUGUGGCCUUGUCCUUUUCCGCUACUGCUGGGCAGUUUUACAUCUUCUCCAUGAUCCAAGAGUUUGGUGCCCUUGCUCUGGCAGCGGCGAUGAAUGCAAGGCAGAUCACGACGAUAAUUGCAUCCUAUGCGUUUCGCCCGCAGUCUGCGACCUGGACGCAGUCGAUUGGCUUGGCUCUCCUGUUCCUUGGGCUCAUCCUGAGGAGUGUCUGGAACUGGCGAAACAUCCGCAUCCGCGAAGACAAGACUUCUCCAUCCUGUGGUGGAAGCUCUCCAGAGUCUGACAAGCAGCUUGGAAAUCUUGGGGUCGUCCGAGCUGCCAAAAUCGGGCAUACCGAUGUCGAGGAGGUGAAUGCAGAUGUCGAGACCGAAGAGUUCCUGCAAUCCAGGCAAGUUGCACUCAGUUUGGACUCCCAGCAGGCGCGAUGCUUUGUCAUUCGAGGAAAGAUCGCACAUCAGGACGAAAAAGACGGCAGUGCCAUGUACGUGGACGUAGGUCUCCUGCUUUUAUCUUGCAUCUGCAGCCUGUACAUCCAUCCCAGGUUCCACGAGACCUUCAAGCACUUCCAUGACAUUGCAGAAGAUCAGUUCGAUUUUCACAACUAUUGCUUGCGUAAAACUACGCUUAAGGCAGAGGGGGCAGCCUUCACUGGGGAAGCAGUUGCAAAGCAUCCUGAUGUCUUUUCCAAUUUAAAUACCGGGCAGGCGUACGAUGCCGUCAACAUUUACCUUGAGCUUUUUGCGUCGACCCCGGAGCAGCCCGAGAGCUUCUGUCAGGGCUUUGCUUGGAUGUCGGGCGUGGGCCUCUCGGCCCCUCUGCCCCUUGGCCUCUCGGCCAAUCCCUCUGAGGAUGCGAAAGCUCGUGGUGACGAGAUCCUAACCACCGAAGGCGCAGAGACGGAGCUGAGCGCAGAGGAAAAGAAGAAGCUCAAGCACAAGAAGAAACGUGAGGCGCAGAAGGAGGCGCAGAAGGCAACCGACAAGCCGUGGCUUGGUGUCGGAAGUUUCUGCAGCGAAUGGAAGAUAUUGAAGAUUGCAGAAAGAGAGUUUGCCUGCGGCAGCCAGAUGUCCACAGGAAAGCCGAAAAAGGUAGACGAUGACCCGGAUGGUGAGAAACUCCUGCAGCAAGAUGCCAUGGAACAGGUUCGUACUUUGGUGCAGCACAGCUCCUUGGAUGCUUCCACGCAUGUGCUAACCUACGAAGUGUUCAGUCGACAAGGGAAGGUAAUCCACUGCCUGCAGGCCCUCAGAAAGCUCUGGGAGCUUGGCGGACAUGACAACCUUCACUACAAGCUCGUUGCCCCGCUUGCCAACUUCUGUUUCGCCCAGGAUCUGGAGAACAGUUCAGUUCCCUCCGUGGUGCGCGAAGUGGUGCUAGCGGAAAUCGCUCCGAUCUUGAGGGGCAAAGAUGGUGCAGAGCCUUUCAGCAGUGUCUCCGAGAUGAGACAGGCAGCGUCGAAGCUUGUCGACCAGGUGGAGCGCCGAAUAAAGGAGUCACAAGAUCUUUUCCUGGUGGAGGUGCUCUAUGGUCUGAAGUGUCUGAGAAGUGCUGGCAGAGACUGCAAGGCCUUGCUGGAGGUCAUCUGCUUGAAGGAGAGCAAAAAGCUGCUCGACUACUUAGCACAAGAGUUCGGAAAGGACUCUGCUGCUUGGCAGCGGCUGCGUCAGCGAUGCUCGGAGUUUUUCCCCUUAAUGGUGCCGACCUAA